GCCUUCCUCACUUCUCACCUCAUUGGCACUGCUACUUUCUUCUUUUUCUUCUGUUGCAGUUACAUUAAACCACCCAAUUCUCACCUUCACCGGAUUCUUCAUAGUCUUUCUUUCACUCUCCUUUAUGUUUCUCUCAUAGUCCCAUUUUGGAGAGCUAGGUGGUGUUGUUGUGCUUCUUUCAAAACCAGCAACCAUGAUUAAGACCUUGAGCCCUUACGCCAAUACUGCCAAAACGGCUGAGAUUAUGUCUAGGUACCGGCCCAUAGCUCCCAAACCGGAAGCUCCUGUUAGCCCCAUGAGUGAGAACCCGAAGAUCAGGGAAUCUCCUUACCUGAGGAACUUAUGGCCGCAAUUGCAGGCCAGGCCCACUAGAACCAGAAAGAGAGGUAGGACGGCCAUAUCGCCACCCACCAUCAAAAGAUCAAGGACCAAUUUAUUUGGGCUUUCUUCGCCCAGCCAUGUUACAUCCCUUGCGAAAAAUCUGUCUCUGCCUGGCUUUGCCCAUGGGGUUCCCCUUUCAAAUCUGACUGCCCCUAGUGGCAGCUUGGAGAAUCCCACCACAGCACCUCCAAACUUGGUAACACUUCCUCUUCUUCCUUGCACACCAUCGGUUGCUACUGUACCCAACAAAGCAGCUGUACAUGAGCCCAACAACCGUUUGGAAUCAUUCGGAGGAGUGAAGGUCAUAGACUUGAAUGUGGUUGCUGAAAUCCCAGAAGAGAAGAAUCUUCUGUUGCAACUAGAAGGACCUUCCAUUAACAAUGUUAUAGCGCCUCAGCCAGUUCGACCAGUUGCAUCAAGCAUCAGCGUUGGGUACAUUAGCGAAGACUCAAGCUUGACACCUCCUGUGCAAAUCCGCAAGAAACCUGAGGAAGUUGAAGAAGCGAUGGAGUCGGAGGUCCUCCCAGCAGUCAUAUCGGAUUCAAACAACAAAGUGAGGAUGGCGAAUUCUGCUUACAAAGAAAUGGUGGGUCAACCAGAAUGUUCCUGGCUGGAUUCAAUGAUAAACUGUGAUGGAAAAUUCGCCGGCAGCUCGUGCAACAGAAUCUGUGGAGAGGUGAUCCUUCAUUUUGGCGAUUCAGGGGUGCCGAUUUCAUCAAAUGGGUUUUCAUGCUGGGUAAGGAUAGAAUGGGGCAGCCAUGGCAAGAAGAACUCAAUCAAUGCCUUUUGUGAUGUAAUUAGAUUGUCCUGUGAAGCCAAGGACUAUCUCUUUACCUGGAGGUUCCACACCCAUAACAGGGAGACUUCGCAGUCGAGUUGCAAUGCUUGAAUAUUUUAUUUUGUAAACAGGGCUACUUUUAUCUCAAACUGCUCCUUAGUUAAUAGCUAGCUAGUAUGUAUACAUGAGACGACAUAUAAGCAUAGUUUUUGUUGUCUUUUUAUAUCUAUUAAUGUCGAACUUCUACAGAAAACUCA
Molecule: messenger RNA, 1416 nt
Organism: Mangifera indica (mango)
Lineage: Eukaryota; Viridiplantae; Streptophyta; Magnoliopsida; Sapindales; Anacardiaceae
Exons: 1
Coding region: 194-1270 (358 amino acids)
Source: RefSeq, a predicted model, not a curated record